This is a messenger RNA of Dromaius novaehollandiae (emu), 3422 nucleotides long. RefSeq names its product protein kinase AMP-activated non-catalytic subunit gamma 2 (gene PRKAG2). Gene Ontology annotation, molecular function: protein kinase binding; protein kinase regulator activity; AMP binding. Gene Ontology annotation, biological process: protein phosphorylation; regulation of catalytic activity. Gene Ontology annotation, cellular component: nucleotide-activated protein kinase complex; nucleus; cytoplasm. The record is from RefSeq and is a predicted model, not a curated record. Lineage: Eukaryota; Metazoa; Chordata; Aves; Casuariiformes; Dromaiidae. Bases 514 to 2253 code for a protein of 579 amino acids. The transcript is spliced from 17 exons.
CGCGCCCCGGGCGCCGCUGCCCGCGGGGCGCGGAGCCGGCCCGCCGCGGGGCCCCGCCGCCGACGCCUUCGCCUCUCCCGCCGCGGGGGUUUUUUUCCUCCUUGCUCGGGGAUUUUGCUGCUCGCUCCGUGGGAGCUUCCCUCCUCCUGCGCGGAGGGAAGGAAACUUCCUCGCCCCCCCCCACCCCCCCAGGAUGCUCCGGAUAUUUUUGAAAGGGCGGAAGAGUGAGGAACGGAGCAGCGUUUGUAAGGGCAUCUCAUGCUCUUGAGAAGGUCCCCCCUGACACCUCACUUGGGCGAUUAAAGGCCGGAGCUGGUGAAACUCCUCCCCUUCCCUCUGCUGCUCUCCCCCCCUUCCCCCCCCCCCGCCAAUAUUUCCUAAAGCCGUACAAAAAAAAAAAAAAAAAAAAAAAAAAAAGGAGCCUGGAGUAACUGGGGACGCUGGGGAGAGGUGGAAAAGGAGCCUUCCUUCCUCUCCAGAUCCAUCGCCCAGCACCUCGCCUGGGCUAAAGGGAUGGGAAGCACUGCCAUGGACACCAAGAAGAAAGAUGCCUCCAGCAGCAGCAGCAGGAAAAGCUCCAGCCAGAAGAAACUCAUGUUGCGAGUGCACAUUCCCGGCACAUUUUCAGAUGAAAGAGCUCAACAAAUGAGUGGCGACUUGGAUCUCAGCUCGUUUGCCAUGCCGUUCUUAGAUGGUGAUGUGGAGAGCUCGGACAAAAAUGCUUCUCGCAAGGUGGAAGAAAGCUACUCUACAGGCAGCCCUUCAAAAGGCCUUUUCUCAAAAGGGCUCCAGAACCGACCUUCCAGCCCUGUUUCUGCCCCAGUGAGGUCUAAGCAUAGCCCCGGCUCACCCAAAACAGUGUUCCCCUUCCCAUACCAGGAGUCUCCCCCACGCUCCCCACGCCGCAUGAGCUUCAGUGGGAUCUUCAGGUCCUCCUCCAAAGAGUCCUCCCCCAAUUCUAACCCGUCUACCUCUCCUGGGGGCAUCAAGUUUUUCUGCAGAUCAAGAAAAACCUCUGGCCUCUCCUCUUCUCCAUCUACCCCAACACAAGUGACCAAGCAGCCCACAUUUCCUCUUGAAUCCUAUAAGCACGAACCUGAGAGACUAGAAACACGGAUUCACUGUUCUUCACCUCCGGACACAGGGCAGGGAUUUUCUUUGCCUCCAUCCCAAAGUGCAGCCAAGCCUCCUAUAAUGACACCAGCUCCCUGUGCUACCUCAAAAACAGCGGCGGCAGCGGCUCCGGCUCCCUCCCAGCCCCCGGCCGCCUCCGAAGGGAUGCUGGAGAAACUGGAGCUCGAGGAUGAAGCACUUGAAGAAUCGGAAAGUGACAUUUAUGUGCGAUUCAUGAGGUCACACAAGUGUUAUGACAUUGUUCCGACAAGCUCUAAGCUUGUUGUUUUCGACACUACGUUACAAGUAAAGAAAGCCUUUUUUGCCUUGGUGGCAAAUGGUGUUAGAGCAGCUCCGCUAUGGGAGAGUAAAAAACAGAGUUUUGUAGGGAUGUUAACAAUUACAGAUUUCAUUAACAUACUGCAUAGAUACUAUAAGUCUCCAAUGGUUCAGAUCUAUGAACUGGAGGAGCACAAAAUAGAAACCUGGAGGGAGCUUUAUUUACAAGAGACCUUUAAACCUUUAGUGAACAUCUCCCCAGAUGCAAGCCUUUUUGAUGCUGUAUAUUCAUUGAUCAAAAACAAAAUCCAUAGAUUGCCAGUUAUAGAUCCUGUCAGUGGGAAUGCACUUUAUAUACUUACCCAUAAAAGAAUUCUCAAGUUCCUCCAGCUUUUUAUGUCAGAGAUGCCAAAGCCUGCCUUUAUGAAGAAGAAUUUGGAUGAACUUGGGAUAGGAACUUACCACAACAUUGCCUUCAUACAUCCAGACACUCCUAUCAUUAAAGCCUUGAAUAUAUUUGUAGAGAGAAGGAUAUCAGCAUUACCUGUUGUGGAUGAGUCAGGAAAAGUUGUAGAUAUUUAUUCCAAAUUUGAUGUAAUAAAUCUUGCUGCUGAAAAAACAUAUAAUAACCUAGAUAUCACAGUGACGCAAGCCCUACAACACCGUUCUCAGUAUUUUGAAGGUGUUGUAAAGUGUAGUAUGCUGGAAACACUGGAGACCAUUGUGGAUAGAAUAGUCAAGGCUGAGGUGCAUCGUUUGGUGGUAGUGAAUGAGGCAGAUAGCAUUGUGGGUAUCAUCUCCCUUUCUGACAUUCUACAAGCUUUGGUACUCACACCAGCAGGUACGGAUGUUGUCGUCUGACCUCUGCAAUAAGUCUUUUGAUUGUGACCAAAGGUGCCAAACAAAAGGAGAAUGAAAGUGAAUGACUGCUGUGAAUGUAUAAACGUUUGUAGGAGAACUUGAACAAAGUUUCUGGGUCAAGUUUGUCUCAAGAACAGUGACUGCAAUAGAACAGAGCAGAAUGGUUGAGAAUGUGUAUUGGGACUUAGUGAUGGAUGAUGAGUCUAUUCCCCCCAGUGAUGUCGCAAAAAAGCAGCAUGACAAAAGCUUAUGUUAAAAUGUAGGCUUGUAUUUCAAAAUGUCUUCAAAACAUUUGCUGGAAGACUUCACAUGAUGUCCUUCAUUAAAAUGCACUGUAUUCUGAAACUUUUUCAUUUUGUAUUUGACAGAAGUCACUGGUCAGCAAUGGAUAUAUGUGACAUAAGGCAAGUGUAUGGCAUAUUCAUAUCAUAGUGCCUUAUGUCAAAAUACAGCAAUAUGUCAUCACUGUUGCCCAUCACUGUCAAAGGAAGUAUUGUGCUAAACGAGACACUGUAUUUGAAUGUGAAAGUCUUUAAACCUAAAACCAAAUCAGUUUCAGUUCUCAUUAGAUUUGUCAUAAAAGCUGUAAUUUGAAUAUUGGUAGACUUCUUUAAAACUUUAAUGACAGUUUUGUGUUAAAUGUUGCAUUCUGAACUGAGAUGUAAAACGAGACUGAUUUUAAGAAACAGCUUUAUUUAUUUUUACUUUCAUGACAAUUUUUUACACAUCUUUGGUGGAUAGCUAAAAUUUCACCAUAUCCAUUAAUAAACUGUUGAUUGUUAUACAAACAAGUGGUAGAUUUUUCUCAUUAUUUAAGCCAUUGGAGUUGCAGAAGCUGUGGCCUGUUGAUCAGUCCAUAUUACUUAAGUUGAAGAUUCCAGAAGCAUGCAUCAAAAGUGUUCUGUACUGUAAUACACAGGCACCAUGGAGGAAAUCAAGUGCCAGAGAACAAUGCUUUCCUCUGUAUUGAAGUAUAAAACGAUGUUUGUAAGACUAAAAUGAACCUUUUUAUUGUAUAUGAUUUGUACAGAAGUGGAGGAGUGAGGAAAACUGUGGGUUUUUCUGCUAAUGUAAAUGCACUGUAAAGUUUGAAGAUGAGGGUUUUUUUUAUAAUUGUAGAUUCUUGUAGAUGGACGAAAUUAAACCCUACAACAUCAGUUUGUUUUUAA